GUGUCGCUGCUGUAGCUGUAGGUCUCACUUGUAAUUCAAACCCAUUGGGGAACGGACUCAUCGAAAACAAUUCCACUAGCAACGCUCGGUUAAUGUAUGCCACGCUGUAACACUGUAUUAUCACCAUAUUUCUAAAUGCCACAGUUGCCAAAGGAAAAUCCCCAUAAGAGCGUCGCCUGAAAACUUCAAAUGGAAAGAGCUUGGCGAAUGCAAGACGUACCAGGGAGAUCCGAGCUCUGUUCAUGAGAGUAAAGACUAUCACAUUUCAGUCUGUCAAUCGCUUACUUGCUUGAAGUGGAUCUUCGGUAUGGACUUAACAAGGAGCUAAUGUCAAGUGGACUUUGAAAAUAGUUUAUAACAUAGAAGACUUCAUUCUACCGGGGUGUUUGAUACGCAUUUUCUUUUCCGUGAAGAUCUGUUUGAAAAGUCCGUGGAAAUGGGGGAACAGCCGAUCUUCACCACCAGGGCUCAUGUCUUCCAAAUCGACCCCACCACCAAGAAGAACUGGGUCCCGGCCAGCAAGCAGGCCGUCACCGUCUCCUACUUCUAUGACAGCACGCGGAACAGCUACCGCAUCAUCAGCGUGGAUGGUUCUAAGGUGAUAAUUAAUAGCACAAUCACACCCAACAUGACCUUCACUAAGACCUCCCAGAAGUUUGGCCAGUGGGCGGACAGCAGGGCUAACACCGUGUUUGGACUGGGAUUCGCAUCAGAACAGCAACUCACAAAGUUUGCAGAGAAAUUUCAGGAGGUAAAAGAGGCUGCAAAACUGGCCAGAGACAAGUCUCAGGAUAAGAUGGAGACCUCCAGCAACCAUUCCCAGGAGUCUGGUCGGGAGACUCCCUCGUCCACACAGGCUUCCAGCAUCAACGGCACCGACGACGAGAAGAUCUCUCAUGGGGGCCCGGAGACCGCACUACUCCAGACCGAGAACGACCGACUAAAGACGGCCGUGGAGCAAAGUAAUACUAAUGCCAAGAAGUGGGAGACUGAACUACAGACCUUGAAGGAGAGCAAUGCUCGUCUGGUAGACUCCCUGCAAGAGUCCAAUACUAAUGUUGAGACGUGGAAAAAGCAGCUGGCCACCUGCAAGGAAGAAGGUGAUCAGCUCAGGAGCAAGAUCACAGAGCUGGAGGCCCAGUGCAAGGAGGCCAACCAGGAGAAGGAGAGGAACGCCCAGCUCACACUCCGAGUACAGGAGCUGGAGGCUGAGCUGCAGGACAAAGAGCAGGAGCUGGAGAACCUGCGGAAGCAAGCUGAGAUCAUCCCACAGCUCAUGGCUGAAUGUGAGAGCAUCACUGGAAAAUUACAGGCUGCUGAAACGGCAAAUAAAGAGCUGUCUGAGAAGAUGGUCGUCCUCAAAAGCGACGUUGAGGAGAGCCAACAAAAGCAAGGGGACAUGAAGGGCGAGCUGAAGAAGUUCAUGGAUGUUCUGGAGGGCAAAAUCGACGAGCUGCACGAGGUCAGGCAGGGCCUGUCCAAACUGGGCCUUGACAACUAGGAGAUCCGCUGUGUGCCGAGGCCACUAUGGGAAACACCGGAGAUGGGAAGUUGUCAGCAUAGAUCACCACGGUACCACGUCCCAAGUGGAUUCCACUUGUAAUGGAGAACAAUCACAAUAAUAAAUGAAAAAGUAACAGCUAUAAAACAAUGGCCAUGAGGAAGAGGGAGAGCGCCACGACCCGGGAUGCUCCUGCUGAUAAGUGUGCAUUGCAUCUUAAUUCUGAACCGUGGCACAGUCCUGCAAUAUGGCUACCAUGCCAUAUCUUCUAGGGUUAAAGGGUGGAGGGUUCUGUCGGUCUGUCAAUCUAUCCGUCUAUCUGUCUGUCUGUCAGUCAGUCUGCCUGUCUGUCUGUCUUGCUGUGACAUCUGUGCGCGUGUUUGCCGCAGUCCACGCUCAUAGAACAGAUGUGGAGGUGCAAAGGGGUUUCUCAAAGGGCUAACGGUGAGAUAAGGUAUACGGCUAGCUUCACUCAUGUAAGUAAUAAUAGAUCACAAUUACACUGGAGACCUCGAGUACGUAUGAGGGGUGAAACCGGAACCUGUACGUCGGUUUCACAAAUGAUCUCAGGUUGUUUUUGGGGGGACAUUUUGGUCAUUCGAUAUGCACAUACAUGAACGGCAGUGUCACAAAAGUGCCUCAGCUUGGAGUUCCUCUAAGCUGGCAAGCUCUCUGGGGCUUCUCAAAGCCAGAGCAAUCGAGGAUUAAAUUAAUAACCACUUUGAUAUUUCUAUGAAAGCAGAAUCUAACGGGCUCCUGGGGUAGUUUACCUCUGUUUACAAAGGUACUAGCCCAUAUAAGGACUCAUGUCUAGAGCCAGUGAGACUGGAGAGCAGUUGAUGAAAGCUGAGCACAUCCCAUGGAUGUUGUGGCAUGCAGACUUGCAUGAGACCUGCCUCAGUAAGAUCAAACAGUGCAUUAAGAAAUGCAGGUGCCUGGUCGGCUCAAGUGUAUGUGCAUAAUAAUGAAGGGGGCUCUUGUUCAUUCUCAGUAGGAUUGGGAAAAUUACAAUACCUACCAGUUACCCCGAACCUAUGCUAGGAAACCCAUUUGUUUUGAAUGCUAAAUUCAAAGGAUUUUUGCAUGUGGUGGUGCCGAUUUCAUCCAUUUUGAGAAGAAAUGUGCGUCUUUCACUUUGUAGUUUAUGUAAUGGAUGUGCUUCCCAUACUUCAAUCUCUCUCUCUCUCUCUCUCUCUCUUUCUCUCUCUCUCUCUCUCUCUCCGUAUGAUAGUGUGUUUGGGCUCAAGGGAUGUGCUGUUGCUGCUAGACUUUGGGGAUUACAUGGAAAGUGUACUUCUUCAAGCGGAGUUGGGUCAGGUCUGUAAUACAGUCCGAUGCUGCAACUCAGUUUCCAAACUUUGUGCUGGUGCCUAUAGAUUCAGUUUGACUCUUUCUAGCAGCAAACUAGCAUUAUGAAAACAAUGUCCUAAUGUUAUUGAUAAAUUGAGAUACAGUUUUUUUUUUUGUUUGAUUUUUUUUGGGUGCUGACUUUAUAUGGAAUUAUUAUGUGUUUUGAAGGGAUGGUGAUGUCACAUGUUCUCUGUGUCUUUUCCAAAGUUAAAAUGUGAAAAUUGCCUUUCUGACAACAGCCACAUUCUUCUUGUUUGCUAGCUGUGACUGUUGGGAAUGGAACGAACAUCUCAUUAUAGACUCACUGUAGGGAAAUGUUUGCUGUAAAUGUUCAGUUGUAAGUCACUGUUGGAGUUCACCCUGCAUGGUGUUCUCUCCAGAGUGGACUCUCCCAUCCCAGGCCGGCCCUCAUCUGGCCCAGACCCACCCCAGGGGCCGUUGCCUGGGGGACGCCACACCAAGUAAAUCCACACACUGAAAAGAGACCUCCGAAGUGAGGGAAUCCUUGCUAAAUAUUAUACUGAGAACACUUGACCUUUUUUUCCUGCUCCUGAGACAAUUGACUCCUUUUCACUUUUUGUGAUUUUCUGAACGAAGUUGUACCAUAUAGAGUUGAUAACUGUUCAAAUAUAGUUUAACUACAAA
Molecule: messenger RNA, 3496 nt
Organism: Sardina pilchardus (European sardine)
Lineage: Eukaryota; Metazoa; Chordata; Actinopteri; Clupeiformes; Clupeidae
Gene: homer2
Product: homer scaffold protein 2
Exons: 9
Coding region: 437-1501 (354 amino acids)
Biological process (GO): regulation of store-operated calcium entry; G protein-coupled glutamate receptor signaling pathway
Cellular component (GO): cytoplasm; plasma membrane; dendrite
Molecular function (GO): G protein-coupled glutamate receptor binding
Source: RefSeq, a predicted model, not a curated record